AUGGAUGAUCCGGACUGUAUAUAUGGUAUGACAUUCUUAACAAAUUGAAGAGUUAUGGCUAUUGCUCUUACUUCAUAACAGGGUCACUGUUGGUCUCCUACUACUGAAUAAACUGGUAAUCGGCUCCUGCCUACUAUACUGUUAUUGAGAGAUUCCCGGAGAUUGCCAUAAUUCCAACAACAUGGUGGAAAUCGUUUAAUUCUAUCACGUGGAUGUUUUGAUCCACAGUCAACUCCCCCUAAGACGAAAGUCAUUGCAUGUUACGAACAGCCCAUGACUUGAACUCUCUUGUAAAGAAAAGAAUAAUAGUGUCCGUCUUAAAGAUAGCUGACCACUAACUUUAUAAUCUGUCAGUCUUGUUCAGUUAAAUCAAAUAUCGCCAUUGAUGUUUCAGAUGAGGUCAGGCAGCUUGUAGCAGUAUCGCCAGAAAAGUCACAAUAUGAUGUAAGAAUUUUACUGUUGUAUUACACCGAAAAGAAGAACUGUUGUUUUUCAGAUGUAUUGACCAAGGCAUUUGUGCCAACCCUCCGAUCGUAAAACAUCUCUCACGGACAGGUUAAUGGUUCAUUACUCGUCACAAAACUAUCUCACUCAGAAAGUGUGUCAGCUGAAAACGUGGAUUACAUGUCUUUAUUCAAGCCUGUCAGUAGGUGUAGCUAUGAAAAUUUUAUUUCCAUUGUUAAUUGUUUCGGGGCUAAGAGACUUCAUUGUUUCUUUUGAUUUCUCUAUUUUUCGCUAAAAGGGCAUAGGGCUAUGUGGAAGGCCCUACACGAGAUACAGCUUCUGAUCGGCAUUCAUAAGUCUAAUAUUUUGAAAUAAGUAGGACAUAAUGCUUCGCAAGUCACAACGUUCUAUUCUUUGCCUUCUAGGCCUUUUCCGGUAAUCAGAAUAGUGGGGAGCGCGUUGAAUCGUACGGGGCGAGCGUUAGGGAAAACAAGGGAAAGCAAGAGGGGACUUGGGCGAGCGAGAGAAUCCCUACCCUUUCCCCCAGUCUUCCCUCUUGUUUUCCUCGGUCUAUAUUUAACCCGCGCCCUACUAUCUGAACGCUCAGAACAGGCUAAACACGUGCUAACAGAGCAUUCGGACAGAAUACGUUUGUGCAGUUAAGCCUGUGUUUCUUUCCCUUAUUAACUUCCAAUUCAGGCAAAGGAGAGAGUUCUGUUCGUAUUCAACAAGCCCCUCCUUGCAGACGGUGGACCAUAUCAAGUACAGUUUAAAGGAGAGAGUCACUGCCUAAGAGUGCCCGCAUUACUACUAAACAGCUGCACUAUUCAGGCCCAUGCGCCAGGUAAGAGAGGCGCAACGCUGACCUAUAGUCUUGUUAUUGAUUUGCUCACUUUAUACACUCCUUAUAAUUGCAAUAAUCUCUUUUUAUCGGACCAGGUAGAACAAUGACCAUAGCACACGUUUAGUUUAAUUUUAUUCCGCUCUCUGCUGUCUGUCUUUCUGUACUCUCUUUGGGUUAUUAAAUAAGUCCUUAACUACGGCAUAUUCGCGUACCGGACAACUCGACUGUACGAAUAUAUAAUGGUAAAAGCGAUUUGUUCACCCACACGUUACUUAUGAAUUCCAAAAAAUCUCGUUUGAAAGUGUUCUUGUGUCCAGGAUCGAAUGUUAUAGCUUUUAAGGAGAAGGAAAAACUGGAGCAUCCGGAAAAGAACCUCUCAGAGAAGAGAAGACUAAACCCCGCAAAACAAAGUCAACCUAAAUAUGGCCUCGAUGCCGGGACUCGAACGAAGGCCACAUUGUUGUAAGUCGAGCUAGUGCAACCCUCACCACCGCGCCACUUCAUUUGCUCCUUGCAAUCACAGAAGAUUACCAUCGGGUUUGUCACAUAUAUAGUGGAUUUGACAUUAGCACCUUCAAUAGUUCUUGUUCAUUCCUUGCAGUGUACUAUCCACCUGAGAAAACCACUGUUACAAUAUAUGACAAGAUUAAACAGCACGAUCCUUUCAUCGCUGACUGCUCCUUUGAAUUUGUCUCCCGAAGUAAAGUUCUUCAGGACUUGUUAGAAAAAGUGACAGAUCCUGAUGAGCUUUUGUGCAGCUCCUUCGGGAUUUCCACCGCAAAUAUAAAACAGUUUGACAAAGGAAUGGCUCAGAAAAUUAAAAGGAAAUCACCACACGAUUUUCAUCUACUGGACGCUACAUUUCCAGAAAAAGUUAACGGUAUGUUUUAAAUAUUCGUAAGAGAAAAUCCGGCAUACCUAGCUUAAAAAACACAAAUUUUUGUCAAUGUGCAACUGCCUACGUGCAAUACUUGUAAGAUGCAGUGAUAGUGUGAUUUUGUUAGAGACGACCGAUCCCAUUUUGCAGUGAGUUCAUCAAUUGACCAAUCAGGUCAAUAACCAGAGUUGAUAACAUCAACUGACGUGAUACAACUGACUUUGACUCUGAAGACGACUACCGCACAGGUUGUCGAAACAUCAGUCACUGUCAACAACAACAGUCCUAUUCAGGACUACGUUCACCCGGACGAAACAAACUCAACCUACUUAUGAAAUGACUCCUGGAUGGGUUUAAACCUUUCACAAAAAUUAGACUGUUGCCAUUCAUAAUCUGGCGUGAUUGUUUAAAGAAUUGAUCCUUAUAAUUAAGCAUGAAUUAUUAUUGUUUACAGCAUUCUCUUUUGUUUAUAGCUAGGCAACGAUAUUUUUGCUCCUUGAAUUUACUCCCCAUGAAUUUUCCUGUGAUUUUCACCAGAUCAAGCAGACAGCACCUAUCCCACAAUGAUGCAUUUUGCAGCCGCCUAUGGUCUCGCACAAACGAUAGCAGCGUUUGUCCAAUACUGUCCAACAGCAUCAAGAGCAUUGGCGCUCAAGAACAAAGACGGCUUGCGUCCUAAAGAGAUAGCAGAAGAAAAUGGACACUCUGAGCUUUCAGAAGAACUUCGAGAUUUUGAGGUAGUUUUACUUUUCAUUGACAUUAACCGAUAGCAAGGUGGAAAAUUUUUGUCCUGGAGGCCACGACUGACCUUGCAAUAUGACCGAUUUAUCAGGUGCAUAUUGUCUUAAACAUGUUGGUUAUUCAAUGAAAAAACUAAUUCGGCGUUAAAGGACAUGCGUGCAUUUUUGUAGACGUACUUGUUAUUAAUUUAUAGAACUGAAGGCCUGACGUUUUAGCACAGCAAUUCUUUUGUGCUUAUUAAUUAGAUCUAUCUCAUUUCGCUCUAUACCUUUCUUUAUAAUAUCUAUCAAUUUGCUUACGUCUGACCGUAUCACUUUUCUCCUCAUAUUUUAGUCCAAAAAAAGAAACAAAGAUAGAAUCGAAUCAAAGGAUGACACCUUAUGUAACGAUAUCGAGAAUGAAGAUCUAUAUAUGCUGAUGGACUCUACUGAUCUAACAAUUCAAGAAUCAGAGGAUGAGGUUGUAUACGCCAGCGUUGAGAAAAAAAUAGAAAUCACCAAACACGGUAAUUGCCAACAUAUUCCUGUUUCAUCAUUCUCUUUUUUUUUAUAUUGUCCUGUGUUUUGUCUUGUUAUUGUAUAACGAUAACUUUAAGGAGAGAGCAUCGCAGUAUGACAAUUAAUAGCGGAGCACCACGGUGAGAAAAUUUGGUAAUCUAUCCAUCCGAGAAAUUUUGGUAAUCACGUGACCAUACGUCCGCUCGUCCGUCCGUCGGCCAGCACCACACAGAAACCAAUGUGGAAUGUCACACUUUCUGGCUAGUGUGGAAGCCUGCAACCUGAUAUUGCACAUUUAUGAUAUGUAGAAUUGACAGCUGUCAAAGUUUACUAGUUUUUUUUCACAAGUUUUCAAUUGAUGGCAGCCUCAACUCCAAGUGAACUUCUUUGCAAAGGUUACAUGUUUAUCGUAUGAAGUAAAUUAUAUACUCAUCAAUGGAAGCUUCGCCCCAGCCUUGGCUAAUUGUAUACAUGAGCGGUAGAACCCUGGGCAAGACUGAAAGAGUAACCGGAUCAUUCUGAUCAUUCUAUUUCCGCCGAGAUUUCUCUAGAGAAGGUGAAAGUUUGCAGAGGUCUAACUAUUCUCCUCACUCUCCAAGCAUAAUUAAUUUAAAGAGAAAAGCGUAGGGGUAAUUCCGAAAGAUGCGACAGGGGCUCUAAUGCCAAAACGGGAGCUGGGGUCUCGAGUUUGACAGUAAUUUCCAGACAAUGAAAUCAUUUUAUGAAAUGAGCCAGUUUUAGUGUCACAUAAAAUAUGAAAACUUUUAUUGGUUAAAGAAUUAUUAAGCUUUGAUUUUUUAAUUACCCGCCAUGUACUUUUAGAAACAUAAGGACAUUUCAAAAUUCUAUAUCUCCCAAAGCAAUUGAGCUUUUGAGAAAAAAAAUUCACAAAUGUUUCUAAGUCGUCAUGCAAUUUCAAAAAUUCCUAUUUAUUACCCCUUUUAAAUGAAAUGAAAGUUUGCUGGCAAUCCUGUGACGUAAUUUUCCCGUCAAAAAAAAUCGAAAAACCACAAAAAAAGAUUCGAUUGUUUGGAAUACAAAGAUUUUUCCUUCUGCAAACUUGAAACUCAAAGAGAUAAAAACUGCAAAAGUAGUUUUUAGCAGAGCGGUUCAGGAGUCAUUUGUACCCACCAUGAUAUAUUCUUCUUCUUUCAGAAAUACCUAUGACACCUGAAAUGUGGAAAGCAAUCUUCCUAGCAGAACAAGCUGUUAAUGAAAGCUGGCGAAAUCAUAAUCUCAGCGAAGAAACAGCAAAAACAUUUAGCCAGUUUAUUCAGAAGUGCGCUCGACAGGUAAAAGUUCACUUGAAAUGUGAAUCUGUGUAUCUUCUUCUUGAAACAAAAAUAAUCAUUUUAAAGCUUAUGUUUUAACCUGCACCAUAAAUCAAUCAAGGUAGGAAAGGAGACAAUGAUACUAUCUAGACCCAGAGCUCUGUGACAUGCGCACUCUGACUCACUUUCAAAACCUGAAGCUGCCUUGCCACAUAUUUAGUUCUAAUUACUGUUGCUUGGCCUUAGCCCUAAGUUAUUCAGUCAGGGUAGAGCCAUUAGGUCAAAGAAUCGACUGCCGUCUGCGGAACUCAAUAUUUGCCCCAUGUAGGCUAAUCCAAGACAGUCUUGACUGGACUGAAUUGGACUGGAUUCCAGGCUGUGGAUUCCGGAUUCCAGGUACUGGAUUCCGGAUCCUUUGUCAGUGGAACUUGGAUUCCAGGUUGCAAUCCUUAGUGGGAUUCCGGGUUCGUUUGGCUUCAUUCCGGACUCCAAAGCCCAGGGUUCCGGAUCCCACAGGCAAAAAUUUCUCCGCUUCCGGAAUCCGGGUUACCUUACAUAGAGCAACGAGACAGCGUAAAAAGAUCCCGUUUUUUUUUCUUUUUAGUUGUUUCCCCUCACGUGGCUCGACAAUCGUUACAUAUGCUCAUUAGUUAUUGAUGUUUUGCAGAAUGGCGAAAAUUCUUCGACGAUCCUAGAUGAGACAUCUCGCCGAGAAUCAGCCCCUUCUUUACCACCCAAGACAUACCCAAUGAACAAGAAGCGUCAUUCCAUACACGACAUUCCUGACUCCGCUCCCCCACUUCCUCCUAGAUCUCCGCUGUCUCCCAGGUCAUCGUUCUUUUUCAGUGGUAUGUUUAUUAUUAAUUUUUUUUGUUUCAAAUUUUAUAAUUGACUACAGUUUUUUUUGGUCGCAAAUAUUAUCGUUAACUGGUACGGAUUUUUUAUUUUAUUUUUGUGACAUGCAUAGGACUGGUAAAUGAACGACGAGGCUCAGAUCCAAACGUAAGUUCUCCGCACAUUUAUGAAGCGCUUUGGACAUCAGCUCCUGGUAUUGGGAGGUUGGAGGCCGGGUUGAAGACGUUUGUGUUUGUUCCAGCAUUUCCGCCUUCCUCAAAAACCAACAUUGUCCAAAUUCCAAUUCGACCAUGAAUGGUAGACGAAACACCACUAUGUAGAUGUGCUACCUCUAAUUCAUUAGAGAGCUUUAGAUUCUAAGACGAGGACGACUACGAGAAGGAGAUUUUCCCAAUACUAAGUAAUGCGCGCACGCGAACCAACGUAAUUUUGGCGGGAAAAUCUGGUGGCCGUCGUCAUUCUACUAGGGGGUUUUAGCGAGAAUGUCGUAAUGGCAAAAAUAAGUUAUCAAAUGUUAGAAAUUUUAUGAUUUAUUGAUCGGGAGAGGGCUUUUCCUCCUUUAACGGAAAUAAGUGUGUUAUCUUUUGUGGUGAAAAAAAGUACAAUGAAGCUUUCCAGGGUGUCUAUUUGUAGAGAAUAGGCGAGAAAUCUUUAUUAAUAAAUUAUAUGUUGUCCUCGUCCUAGAAUCUAAAGCUCUCUUACCAUUAUUUAUUUAUUUAUUUAUUCAUUUUUUUAAUGAUAUUUUAGUUUAUUUAUUAAUUUACUUUUUAAAACGUUUGUUUCCUCUAAUCAGUGUGCUCUUUUCUCUUGCUUAGAUAUUUCACAGGAUGCCAUUUAAUUUUGAGUAAGUAGCUCACUAACUGACACUCGUUUCAUUUCAACUGCAAGUUUAGAAAAAGUGUUUAAUUUAUUAUAAAAAAUUCAUGAUCAACAAACAGAUUCGAUUACCCUGUGUCUGUUUAUUCAUAGUCACACUGACAUGACGUCAAAAUUUUUAAGAACCGCAAAAAUAGCACUCAAUGCGAGGGUGUGUCACUGAUAUUCUUAUACUAUAUACUAUAUACUAUAUACGAUAUAGCCGCCGAGUGCCGUUGCUUUAAUCGAUUCACUCGUUCUUUUGGGGAUUUGCAGUACGGUUUCCGAAGAAGGCACGGAAAAACCACCUGAACCGCCAGCAAGAUCAAGAUCAUUCUUUCCUAGAGGUACAGUGAAGUGUAUGUUAUCCUACAAUGUGACGCGGCACAUUUUGCCUCAGUUAGAUAUGUUAAACAGACAUAUGUAGUAGUUUGUAAAGAGAUCUAGAAUAUCUGUAAGAGGAAAAGUCAUGAAAGUGUGGAAUAAUCACCUCUUUUUCAAUCCAUUUUUAUGAACAAUAAUCAAGCAACUACUUUAUUUCUAGCCUGCUUCGCAGACGUAAUUUAACUUCUAUUAGUACCAGGGGCACCCAAAGACGGUAUUCUUCUAAAUACAUUAAAAACACUAUUUAGGCCCUCCAGAGUACACUCUUAGAUCUCUAGAAAUGCAUUCUAAGCGGUGCCUUAAAAUUUGUAUCUCUUCGGUCAUCCUAGCCGGAAACUUGAGUCUUUUCGAAAUUACAAAGGGCUUGAUUAUUAUUUUCCCUCAAAAUUCUAGAUACAAUUUGAAGUUUUAUGAAAGUGAGACAUUAUUUGAUUUCUCUCUCCAUUGCAUUUUUGAGUCCGAAAACUUUAGGUUUCGUUUCCUCUACGAAAAAUAGCCAAACUUAGGAAGUAAAAUGUGAAAAUUAAACUUCAGAAAAUCGUAGGGAAUUUGUUAGAUAAGCUACGAAAAUUGUACGUGAGUGGAACCUUCAUCUAGAAAUUUUUAGCCUUCCUCAACUAAUAGAAAAUUGAAGGCAAUAUUUGCUUCUCCGAACAGGUACUUCAAAGAAAGCAAUCGCUGCGCGCCCCUACGUAUAAAAACGUCUGCAAAGCAGCUCCGAGAUCCUUGUUCUAGGCUGAUUUAGCAUCAGAACGGGAACGUCAGUUAACAACGGCGCGCGCAAAUCAAACAACUUGCUUGACCAAUGGCAGACCGAGAAAUUGGGAACCGGAAGUCGGGUUAAGUCCUUUUCGCGCGAUUUCCCGUUGUCAAAUGAGGUUCCUGUUUUGUUACUAAAUCAGCCUUCUGAACCUCCAACGGAUUCAACGAAUAACCGGAAGUGCGUUUCAAAUUUCUCUUCAUCCUGACUGGGAAAUCCACAAAGGCUUUUUUUAACAGGCGAAUCAUGGCGCGUACUCAAAUCCUGAUUCACAAGUGGAGAGACCAGAACACUGCACUGUUCUGCGCCGGGCGGACUUUACUAGAUUUUAGUUUCGUACACGGUGGCGCGCAGGCUACUACUUUUCUUAUAUAUUAAACUCAGAAUUUUUCCGUUUGCUUAGCAGGUAUGGAGAGUUCAUGGAGUGGUUCAGAUCCAAACGUAAGUUUGAACUUGAUUUUAUACUGUUAGUCUAAGUUGACUAUGGGUUUAUUACAGUCUUAUAGCAGUGUACACUGCGGGAGAUGAGACUGCUGGCAAUCAAUGGCUGAAUGGUGCCACCAUAUCCUUUAAUAGGCUGAUUUAGCAACAGAACAGGAACGUCAGUUGACGACGGCGCGCGCAAAUCAAACAACUGGCUUGACCAAUGGCAGAGUGGCAAAUUGGGCAACGGAAGUCUAGUUUAGUCCUUUCCGCGCGCUUUCUCCGUCGUCAAAUGACGUUCCCCAGUUCUGUUGCUAAAACAGCCCAAUUUCAGUUAGUGUAGGUUGUGUGCUAGCGCUUUAUUUAAAUUUGCGCGAGCUCUCUUUUAUUAUUUAUUGACAUGAGUUAUUAUUUAGCGGACGUGUGUAUUUAGUUCGUUAUUUAACGCAUUUAAGUGAUGUUACACGAGACGAUUCGCAACGAAGAUUUUUAGCGCAACACAGCGUUGUAAUAUUGUUGCGCUGAGUUGUUUCAGUCUUCAAAUAAAAUAUAAAUGAAAAUAAAAUAAAUAAAAAAAUAAUCAUAAUAAUUACUUUAUUAUUAUUCGCCAUUUUAAUAAUUACAAUGUAAGCAAACACGAUAAUUGUAAAAAAAAAAAAAGAAAAAAAGCAACAGAAUCAUUAUUGCUUUUUUGAUUUAUUCUAUUUAUUAAGAUUUCUUUGAGGAGACCUCCCUUUGAUGAGAAAAUAUGUUAAUUAGUGGUUAAACGGGCGGGGUGGGGGGGAAGUGCGGGGGGAGGGUAAGGGAGAGGGUUCUGGGGGGGGGGGGGGAGGGGGUUAACGAUAAUUGUAAAAAAAAAAAAGAAAAAAAGCAACAGAAUCAUUAUUGCCUAUUUGAAUUAUUCUCUUAAUGUAGAUUUCUUUGAGGAGACCUCACUUUGAUGAGUAAGUAUGUUAAUUAAUGGCUUAACAGGCGCGAUCUGGGAUAAAUACUGACCGAUGUUAAACGAGAAGCUUCUGCGGGGGGUGGGGGAGGGGGUUGGGGUUUGGUGGGGUUGGUCUGGGAAGAUGCUUCCCCUUGUUUGCAUUUUAACUCCCUAAAGUCUUCUUUCCUGGGUUUCUGAGUCAUUCAGACAGGAUAUUGGUCAGUUCCAUUCUCCUCGGAUACGGUAGCCUUGCACACGGGGGGAUUAUUUCAUCAAGAUCAAUUUCCAUGAUGUAGUGGACAUAGAACAAUGCGAGUAAUGUCAAUCUGCAGAUUUCAACUGGGAAAGAUUUUUUUAUCAAAAAUUAUUUAUUAUGAAGAUUCUGACCGAUUUCCGUAAAACGGUGGAAAAAGGUGUGGAUCCGCGCCUGCUUAGUGACAUAAGGAUAUGUUCUCGUCUAAAUUGACUCCUGAACGCCCGUUUCAAACGUCGAACUUCACAUUGCCAAGGUAAAGGCCCUAAGCCACAUACAAAUUAAAACGGUCUAUUUGCGGUCGGUCAAAGAUGCCCGCUUGCUGGAUUCUUCGACUGUACUUAACACACUAUCUUACCAAAGGGAAUAGCAUCGUAAAAACUGAGCGCAAUAAUUAAGAAGGCCGGUAGUUAGGGAGCAUCAAAACUAUUUUCCACUCACUUCAUAUACUGCGCUUGUGUCCCGAUGAGAUGGACAAAAUCUAUGUCUAAUAUAAGGUACGUGUGAGAAGCCGUAAGCCGACGUUCAAGGCCAGCGUAAAUAAUAGAGAGCUUAAGAUUCUGAGACGAGGACGACUACGAGUACGAGAUUUUCUCAGUAUUCAGUAGUGCUCGCGCGUGAGCCAACGUCGAUCCGCCUGUGGCUGGGUAUUGAGCGUUUCCAGUCUUUAAUUGAUUGAUUCUUGUGUUAAUGCAUAUGAUUGAAUUUGAUUUCAACGAUGGAUAUUUCAUGUCUUUAUUGCAGUAAACGUGAUUCUUUUCAUGAAAUAAAAAAGUCUUUGACGUUAGCUCCAAAACCCAGUCAAGGUGGGUGUAAAUCAAGCCGAUUUUUUGAAAACUAACCUAAUGAAAUUAGCAGUCAUUUGAGUCAAAAGCGUCAAAAGUGCAGGCUUUUUUGGGCCAGAUAUAAGCUCCAAAAUCACACUAACGAAGGAAAAGGGAAGGAGAAAAAGAAAGAGCGAGGAGAAGAAAAGGAGGAGAAGAGAAAAAAGCAAUAGUUGCACUCUUAGUUUUUAUAAUCUUUAUGGCUACUUUGGAGAUAGUUUUUGGCGGGAAAAAAACUGUUGGACGCAACUUGAAAGGUCUAUUUGGCGUUAACGUUUUCAAAAAUCAGGCUAGAAGUUCACUGUAGAUUCCCAGCCCCUUAUAGGAUAUGUACAUGUAUUUAUUAUAAAGAGAAUGAGAGUGGUCAUUAAUUUUGUGCCAAUUUCCCACAGUUAUGAAUGGAGCUAAGCGACAACCCGUCUUACCCAAUAACAUAAGUUGUCAAGGCCCCAGUUCUCUCGAAGUCACAUCAAUGGGAUCUCCGAGGCUUCCACCAAGGAAACCGCGCCCAGUCCCUCGCCGCCAGCGAGCUGCAAGUUGUGAUCCUGCUAUACCAUCAUACUUUGAUUGUACCCAGCGUAAGUACGAGAACAAACGAAACUUUAUAUACCCUUAUUCAAUUCUAUUCUAUUUUUGUAUGAUCGAUUUUUCUAUCUGUAGCGGCUCCUUGUACUUUCAAACCUCGAGAGCCUCUGUUUUACUAAAUUUAUAUUAAACCAAACGUCCAGUUUGGAAAAAGGUACGUAGCAAAAAAGAUUAUUUUAAUAUUCAGAAUUGAAUUUUGAUUUUCUUGUCCUGUUUUGUAGGUACAGUGAGCGUGCCCGAUGAAAAUGGAUAUGUGACUGUUAUGGAAAAGUAA
Messenger RNA from Porites evermanni, 10812 nucleotides. The record is from the annotation of a GenBank genome assembly. NCBI's taxonomy places the organism in Eukaryota, Metazoa, Cnidaria, Anthozoa, Scleractinia, Poritidae.